This is a messenger RNA of Lycium barbarum (goji berry), 675 nucleotides long. RefSeq lists its product as uncharacterized. Bases 1 to 675 code for a protein of 224 amino acids. The record is from RefSeq and is a predicted model, not a curated record. NCBI's taxonomy places the organism in Eukaryota, Viridiplantae, Streptophyta, Magnoliopsida, Solanales, Solanaceae. The transcript has 2 exons.
AUGCCAUUUGGGUUGACGAAUGCUCCUGCGGCAUUCAUGGAUCUGAUGAAUCGCGAGUUCAAGCCUUAUCUUGACCAAUUUGUGGUGGUCUUCAUAGAUGAUAUUUUAAUAUAUUCCAAGAAUAGUGAAGAUUAUGAAAAGCAUCAUUGGAUUGUUUUGCAAAUUGUGGAAGAGAAAAAGCUUUAUGCUAAGCUUUCUAAAUGUGAAUUUUGGCUUGGUGAAGUGGCUUUUAUGGGACAUGUUGUGUCAGCUGAAGGUGUGAAGGUGGAUCCUUAUAAGAUUCAAGCUAUUGUUGAAUGGAAACUGCCUAAAAGUCCAACUGAAGUAAGAAGUUUCUUGGGCUUAGCGGGAUACUAUAGAAGGUUUGUCAAAGGCCUCUCCAUUAUAGCCUGUCCUUUGACUAAACUCUUGAGGAAGGAUGUCAAGUUCGUAUGGGAUGACAAAUGCCAAAAGAGCUUUGAAAAUCUCAAAUCCUUAUUGACACAAGCUCCUAUACUUACUCUACGAACUGAAGGGAAAGAGUAUGUGAUGUAUAGCAAUGCUUCUCAUCAGGGUUUGGGUUGUGUCCUGAUGCAGAAAGGGAAAGUGCUUGCGCACAAUGAGGAAAGCUGCUGGAACUUGCAUCCAGAGCUGUUAGAUUGGAAGGAUGAUGUUGUUGGAAAAAAUUACAAGUGA